Messenger RNA from Phyllostomus hastatus (greater spear-nosed bat), 2814 nucleotides. It is a transcript of the gene TICAM1, whose product is annotated as toll like receptor adaptor molecule 1. The coding region runs from base 320 to 2521 and encodes 733 amino acids. The transcript is spliced from 2 exons. The record is from RefSeq and is a predicted model, not a curated record. Lineage: Eukaryota; Metazoa; Chordata; Mammalia; Chiroptera; Phyllostomidae. Gene Ontology annotation, biological process: TRIF-dependent toll-like receptor signaling pathway; positive regulation of natural killer cell activation; positive regulation of myeloid dendritic cell cytokine production. Gene Ontology annotation, molecular function: protein kinase binding.
GAAGAAGGCGCGAGGGUCGUCUGUGUGUCGUGGCAUGUGCCUGGGGCGUCUGCAGCUGGCUGGGCGCCCGUGGCGCCUUGCCAGGUUCAAGGCCGGCUGCUCCAGCCCUCCGAGCUUCCGCCGUCAGCGCGCCGCAAGUUUGGUGCCCUUCUCAAGGAUCCAGCCUGCCUCUCUAGUAACUCAGGUCUGCUCUGGCAGUUCCUCGGAGUCCGGCAUGGUGAGCGGGUAGGGGACACCGAGCGUGCAGGAAGGCAGGCGGUGUGGAACAUGCCUUCGCCAGCGGGCACUUCUGCCAUUGGAGGCUUCACCCAUCUUGCCCAUGGCCUGCACGGGCCCGUCACUCUCCAGUGCCUUUGACAUUCUGAGUACAGCAGGCCAGAACAAGCUCCUGCAUCUUAAGCACAAGCUGAAGACCCUGCGCCCAUGCUGGCGGGGGGCGGACCUCCUGCACGCCAUGGUGCUUCUGACACUGGGCCAGGAGACUGAGGCCAGGAUCUCCCUGGAGGCCCUGAAGGCAGAUGCGGCGGCCCAGCUCGUGGCCUCCCAGUGGGCCAGCAUGGACAGUGGUGCUGAGGCCACAGAGGAGCCCCCAGAUGUGUCCUGGGCUGUCGCCCGGGUGUACCACCUGCUUGCCGAGGAGAAGCUGUGCCCGGCCUCUAUGCGGGAUGUGGCCUACCGGGCAGCACUCCAGGCUUUCAGCUCCAGGAAUGACCCUCAGCUUAGGGAGCUCCAGGAGGAGGCCCAGGAACGGUGCGGGUGGGACAUCAUCAGGGACCCUGGGGGCUUCCAUCCCCUUCACUCUGCUCUGGGCUGCCUCCCACCAUCCUCAGCAUCACCCUCUGCGACCCGAAGCCUUCCCCGGCCCAUUGAGGACCCUGUGGACUGGAGCAGAGGAUGCUCCCUGAGAUCCACCAGCACGCCAGCCUCCCUGGCCAGCAACUUAGAAAUUAGCCAGUCGCCCACUGUGGCCCUCCUCAGCCAGCCCCGCAGCCCCCAUGGGUCCAGCAAGCUGUGUGCUGAGCCCCCAGUACACCAGCCUGUCCCUGCAGGCUGCCAGGAGCCUGAGGAGAUGAGCUGGCCUAUGUCGGGAGAUAUGGCAGACAUCCCAGUACCAUCAAAUAGUCCAGCCCCCAGGCUUCCGGAGGUGGCCUCGGAUGCAAGCCCUGCUGGUCCAUCCAGCCCCUCUGAAGCUCCAGACACCAGCGCCCACUACCCGGUGGAAUGCACGGAAGUGUCACCGGCCCCCAAAUCUCUCCCCUCCCCCUCCAGAAACACCUGCCCUGUCAAGGACCAGAUACCACUACAAAUUCCCAUAGAAGAUACCUUUUCCUCGACAGCCCAGCCACGCCCCCCAACUCCCCUGGCCCCAAAGGCAUCCCCUUCCUGUCCUUCUCUGUUGACUCCUUGUUCGGCUCACCCGGCCUCCUUGAACCCCCGUCCCCCUUCCCCAGAGUCAGAGUCAUCAGAGCAGAAAUUCUACAACUUUGUGGUCUUGCACGCCAAGGCAGAUGAGCACAUCGCCCUGCGUGUCCGGGACAAGCUCGAGGCCCUGGGUGUGCCCAACGGGGCCACCCUCUGUGAGGAUUUCCAGGUGCCUGGGCGCAGCAAGCUGAGCUGCCUGCAGGACGCCAUAGACCACUCGGCCUUCACCAUCCUGCUGCUCACCGCCAGCUUCGACUGCAGUCUGAGCCUGCACCAGGUGAACCAUUCUCUGAUGAACAGCCUCACACGGCCAGGGUGGCAAGGCUGCGUGGUCCCUUUUCUGCCUCUAGAGAGCUCCCAGGCCCAGCUCAGCCCUGACACAUCCAAGCUGCUCACCAGCGUUGAGUGGCUAAAUGAGCACUCUGAGAUCUUUGCCAGGAAGGUAGCCAACACCUUCAACCCUCGUAAGCUGCGAGCUCGAAAGGCCAACUGGAAGAAGGAACAGGAUGCUCGGGCCCUGCAGGAGCAGUGCCAACACCUAGAGGGUGAGCGGCAACAGGCAGCGGCAUUAAAUGCCGCAUACUCAACCUAUCUCCAGACAUACUUGUCCUGGCAUUCACAGAUGAAUCAGCUCCAGGCAGCUUUUGAGAACAGCAUGGCAUUUGGGACUCAGUUGCCCUCUGGGGCUCGGGGGCCCCUGGGAGCCCGGCCACCCUUUCCUACCUGGCCCAGCCACCAGCCACCAACCCUGACUCCAUGGCUGGCUGGCACCCCCAGCCCAGCCUUCCCACAGCCUCCAGCCUUCCCUCAGCCUCCAGCCUUCCCACAGCCUCCAGCCUUCCCUCAGCCUCCAGCCUUCCCACAGCCUCCAGCCUUCCCGCAGCCUCCAUCCUUCCCACAGCCUCCAGCCUUCCCGCAGCCUCCAGCCUUCCCGCAGCCUCCAGCCUCCCCACAAGCCUCACCUGUGCCCCCUCAGAGCCCAGGGCUGCAGCCCCUCAUCAUCCACCAUGCACAGAUGGUGCAGCUGGGGCUCAACAACCACAUGUGGAACCAAAGAGGGACCCAGCCGCCUGAGGACAAGACACAGGAAGCAGAAUGACCAAGUGAUGAAGCUUAUGACCUUGACCAUCAGACGCCCUUGGGCCAUACCUUGGAGACUCCUCAUCUCCAGGGGUGCAGUGGAAGAUGGUGUCAUCUGCUAUUUUCAGGACAUUACUAGGGACACCUUCAUGUCUCAGGAAAUUGUGCAAAAUGGGUCCCAGUGACUAUCCAGCUCUUGGGAAGGCCAGGAUUAGACGUGGUGUUUACAAACUUGCUGUAUGGUGGUGGUGGGGAAUGGGCUAGGGGACAUUAGUACAGUGUUUUAAUUAUAAUAAAUAUUUAUUGAAUGCC